Molecule: messenger RNA, 1539 nt
Organism: Fusarium pseudograminearum CS3096
Lineage: Eukaryota; Fungi; Ascomycota; Sordariomycetes; Hypocreales; Nectriaceae
Exons: 2
Coding region: 1-1539 (512 amino acids)
Biological process (GO): endoplasmic reticulum unfolded protein response; retrograde protein transport, ER to cytosol
Cellular component (GO): endoplasmic reticulum lumen
Source: RefSeq, a predicted model, not a curated record
AUGCGCCGCUUCAAUUUGAUUCUGCUGGCUUCCCUCCAGCUUGUCGGAGCUCGGUCACCGGGGGGGUUUAACAUUCACGAGGACUUGUUGACGUACCCUCAGUUUGAGGUCGUAUUCGAUAAUCAAUAUAUAUCCGAGAAAGACGCCCAUUCAUUACUCGAUAGUCAACAUCCUACAUAUUCCGCCGACUUUGCGCAAUCAACAUUAGGUCAAGCUCGGGAAGCUGACGCGCGCGACAAUGAAGCCGAGAACAAAGACCAGGAUGGGCCCUCGUACAAGUACGAACUCAUGAAGAUGCCGCCUAACGAGUAUCUUUGUUCUAUACCUAUUUUACAAUCUCCCGAAGCAGAGAAUAAGACGGCCAACGAGCUAGCCAAGGCCGAAGAAGCGCGCGAGCUCACUCGUGCGACAGCUAGUGGAUGGGAGCUUCUUUCGGAAUUGGAGGAUUCGUGCCUCUACUUUAUGUCAGGGUGGUGGAGCUACAGCUUCUGCAAUAACCGCGAGAUCGUUCAGUUCCACGCCCUUCCUUCGAUACCAAACGGCCAACCUCCCAAGCGCGACCCCCACACGAUGGAGUUUACGCUCGGAAGAGUCCCUGCCGUUCCAGCCAGUGCAGCGCACCAGGCAAAGAUGAACGGUCAAGAAGCACCACCUCCAGCGGAAUUGCAGGUCAAGGGUGACCAGCGGUAUCUCGUUCAGAGGCUCGAAGGGGGAACGAUUUGCGACUUGACGGGAAGAGAGCGCACGAUUGAGGUCCAGUACCACUGUGUACCAGGCAUGAAGGCCGACAGGAUUGGAUGGAUCAAGGAGGUCACUAUUUGUGCUUACUUGAUGGUCGUCAACACGCCGCGUCUGUGUAACGAUGUCGCUUUCCUACCCCCCGAAGAAACCCGGGCGAACCCAAUUACAUGCAAGCUCAUCUUGGACGAACUUAACGAGCCCCCCUCGUUGGACCAAACGGUACCUUUGGCGCAGGACGAAGCCCAAGUGCCACUGAAGCAGGAAGAUACGGGCGCCAAGUCUGAAGAUGCAGCACCUAGGGAUGUCGGAAAGGAACCGAUUAAUAUUGGUGGUGUUCUUGUAGGCGCCCGAAACGUGCUCUCCGGUGCGGACGAGGCAGGCAAACCACCAGCCAAGCUUCCUCCUCCACGCAGCUACUUCUCCAACUCCAAUACAGACACCGAGAGAUUCCUCAAAGUGGUCGCUUCAGGUAAGAGCAAAGAAGACGGCGGCGAAAUGGAAGUUCUCGGAAACGACGAGCUGGAGAAACUGGACCUCAAGCCCUCCGUAGUAAAAGACAUGACAGAACGUAUGAGGAAACUGGCAGGAAAAUACGGCUGGAAGCUUGAGCUCGUGGAGCUUCCUGGAGGAGAGAAGGAGCUCAGAGGUUACAUUGACGCUGAUGAGGAAGAGCUUGCUAAGAACAAGGCCAAGUUGAAGAAGGAAAAGGAGGCUGCUGCCAAGGCGAAGGAGGAUGAUGGGGAAGAGGUGGUGGAGGGUAGUGAGGAGCAGUUCUUUGAUAAGAAGGAUGAGCUGUAG